CGGAAGAGGAGAUGAUUAAUUCGGGCUAAGAGGGUGCGACAGAGGUGAUGUUGUAAUCACGGACAAGACAGAAGGGCACCGUGGGAGCGCUGUGCGGAGCUAAACAGCAGCCUGGUCGGCCACACGCCCCAUACAGCGCCGCGCCUGCACCCCCGAGCCCCACCGAGGGCUUGUGCCCGUGGGAAGCGGAGACCACCGGGCGCCUCUCCGGUGCCCAACCGGAUCCGCGUCGGGGCCCGCCCCGUGCGGGCAGGGCCGGGCUGGAAGUGACGCGAGCGGACGGGCGGGGCUGCGCGGCGCUGGUGGCGGAGGCCCCAUGUUGAUGUCCCCGGCGCCCUCCGCGUCUGCCUAGGUAACCAUGUCAUCCUUUCAAGAAGUUCCAUCUUCAGCUAGCACUUUGCAGACCUCCAAUUUUGCACAUGUGAUUUUUCAAAAUGUCGCGAAAAGUUACCUUCCAAACACACAUCUUGAAUGUCACUACACUCUGACCCAGUUUAUCCAUCCUCAUCAGAAAGACUGGGUUGGUAUUUUCAAGGUUGGUUGGAGUACAGCAAGAGAUUAUUACACGUUUCUUUGGUCACCUAUGCCAGAAAAUUAUGUGGAAGGAUCAACUGUUAACUGUGUGCUGACUUUUCAAGGAUAUUACCUACCAAAUGAUGAUGGAGAAUUUUAUCAGUUUUGUUACGUGACUUACAAAGGAGAAAUCCGUGGAGCAAGCACACCUUUCCAGUUUCGUACCUCUUCUCCUGUUGAAGAAUUGCUCACUAUGGAAGAUGAAGGAAACUCUGAUAUGUUAGUGGUGACCACGAAAGCUGGACUUCUUGAGUUUAAGAUUGAAAAAAUAAUAAAAGAAAAAGAAGAGCUGUUAAAGGUAACUUCUGUUCUGGAAAAGGAAACGACACAACUCAGAGAUCAAGUUGAACAACUGGAAAAAGAACUUAACCAUGAAAAGCAGAGAUGUGAACAACUGCAAGCAGAGCAAAAGGAAAGUAUUAAAGCGUCAGAAGAUUUUAAAAGGGAAAAUAAUGACUUGAAGAAGAAGCAUGAUGAGGCUGCUUCAAGAGUUCUCCAGCUUGAAGAAGAUAUCAUGACUGUUACUCAGAAAGCCAUUGCAAAAGAAACUGAGUUAGACAGUCUGAAGGACAAACUGAAGAAAGUGAUGCUUGAGAAGGAGCAACUUGAAUGUGUGUUAAAGACAGAAAAGGAUGAAAAAGAACUUUAUAAGAUACACUUGAAGAAUACAGAAAUAGAAAACACCAAACUAGUAAAAGAAAUCCAGAUGUUUAAGAAUUUGGAUGCAAACAAAGAAAACAUGAUAUCGUAUUAUAAAGAGGAGGUUGGCAGAUUACAGCUAUUAAUAGCUGAAAAAGAAAAUAUGAAGAAAGCUAUUUUGCACUCCUCAUCAGACAAGGAUGAGGCAAGUAUUUUGAAAGAGCAGCUUCGGAAAGCUGAAGAUCAGAUUCAGGCUAGCAAACAAGAAGCUGUUCUCAUGUCAAAAGAGCUGAGUGAUGCAGUAAAUGUGCGGGACAAGACGAUGGCAGAUCUUCACAGUGCACGGCUGGAAAAUGAAAAAUUCAAAAAGCAGCUUGCUGAAGCUUUAGCUGAACUCAUAAAAAUCACAACUUUGAAAAACGAGCAGGAAGCUUCAAACGCAGUGGAACAGGAACUGCGCAGAGAAGUUGAAGAUCUGAAGCUUCGUCUACAAAUGGCUGCUGACCAUUACAAAGAGAAAUUCAAAGAAUGUCAAAAACUUCAAAAACAAGUAAACAAGUUUACAGAACAGGCAAAAACUGCAGGGCAUCGACAGAAACUGACAGAUGCAUCUAACAUUGAGACAGCUACUGCCAUCCUUACUGACAAAAAGUUGUCUGCGUCUCCAGUUAGCUCCAUUUCACCUGACAUAGUUUCUGAAUCCGUGGUAAAGGAGCAAGUGCGUGAGAUGAAUAAAGAGAUUGCUGAGAAAACAGAGAAGUAUAAGAAAUGCAAGCAAAUGUUGGCAGAUGAGAAGAUGAAAUGCAGUGUUUAUGCUGAUGAAUUAGCUAAACUGGAGCUGAAGUGGAAACAACAAGUGAAAAUCAACGAGAAUAUAAAAUUACAGCUGGCAGCAAUGGAGGAUCAGUAUAAAAUUCAGCUGGCAGAAAAAGAGAGACGAAUAAAGGAGCUGGCAUCACAAUUGGAGAAGGAACUUGGCAGGACACCAGGAGAUCAAGCUGGAAGGAUGAUGGAAGGACAGACUUCACAGCAGACAUUACAUUUUCGCAACCCCUAUUCAGAGGAAAAUGGACCAGUUCCUGCAGUGCCAAGUAGACUACCAGUAUUGCAAUAUGGAAACCCUUAUGCAAUUCAGGAAAGAAGAGAUGGAGCAGAUGGCGCUUUUAAUCCUGAUGAGAUCCAAAGACCACCUGUUAGAAGUUCCUUUUGGGAGCUAGAUGAUGUAGUGUGUAGCCAGCCUUCACGCAAUCUCAGUCGGCCUGAUGGUUUAGAAGAUCCGGAGGAUAGCAAUGAUGAUGACAACACUGUACCUUCUGCUCCUGAUCCUCCAAGUCUACUCUUGCGUGAGCGGGGCACAGGCUUCUGCUUUGAUUCCAGUUUUGAUGUGCAGAAGAAAUGCCCUCUCUGUGAUGUGAUGUUUCCCCCAAACUACGACCAGAGCAAGUUUGAGGAGCAUGUUGAGAGCCACUGGAAAGUUUGUCCCAUGUGCAGUGAGCAGUUCCCGCCUGACUACGACCAGCAAGGUUUUGAGAGGCACGUCCAGACGCACUUUGAUCAGAACGUACUAAAUUUUGAUUAAAUACUUUGUUUUGCAGUGUAGCUUAAAACUCCACCACUUUUGAGUAGUCCAUCUCUGAAACAAAAGCAGUGCAGCUUUCUGUAACAGUGCAAACUUCUGAUUAAAAGCUCAUGUACUCUAAUGGGAGCCAUGGCUGUAAGCUGCUAUGGGGUUAUCUUCUCUCUCUGCCUAACACUGUACUAAGGAAACCCACAACCCCCCACUUUGUUGUGUAUGUAGCUAUUUAUUCCCCUACUUAGUGGAAUUUCUUCCCCUAGUUAGUGGAAUGCCUAAGGACACAGGAAUGACUGAGCCUCAGAAAAAACGAGACCGGCUUCAUGGUGUUCUUCAGCUACAUUUGAAAAAGAUCACCAAAACCACCUGUGGUUUCUCUUAACCUUGAUAACUGAGGCACAAUUAAAAAUGUAAUAAGCAGGUGUCUCUCCUAGCAAAUCCACGUAGUUUUUCUCUGAGUAACACUUAAAUUGGAAAGUUAUAUUACUUACCCUAUGAAAAUAUAGUUUUCUAGUACAUUUCUGAGAUGUAGAUGCAUGUACUGUGAGAUUCCAGGCUUGCAACAAGAGGAAUGGUAAAUACUUCAGUUUCAUAUAUAGAAUGUUUGCCUUAAGGGAUAACAUUAAAUGAGGUACGUUAUACUUCAAGGCAGUGGUUUUGAGUUGAAAGAGACUGCUGUGCUUAAAUGCCUACAAGUAAUUGUUUAAAAGUCAUUGCCAUUAUGUUGCAGUUUUAUUCGGUAGAAAAUAUUGUUCUAUUUUCACAACAGUGGAUUGUGUUCCUUCUGGCUUUUAAAACGUUUUGCGUUUUAACUUUAUGUAUUUCUUUCCAAUAAGUAAAAACGUGUGUAUAUCUAAAUAUUUUAUAUUUACUUUAACUGUAUUAAGUAAAUUUGCUUCCCACUUGCUGUACAGUAGUCUUGUUACAUUAAAAGCAGAAUUAUUCAUGGA
Molecule: messenger RNA, 3735 nt
Organism: Motacilla alba alba
Lineage: Eukaryota; Metazoa; Chordata; Aves; Passeriformes; Motacillidae
Gene: TAX1BP1
Product: Tax1 binding protein 1
Exons: 18
Coding region: 359-2791 (810 amino acids)
Biological process (GO): negative regulation of apoptotic process
Source: RefSeq, a predicted model, not a curated record